GUAAGCACUUUAAUAUAGAGUUAGUUUUAGCCGGCGUAAUUAACGAAAUUGUCACGAAGAACGAUACAUAUUUUAAAACAAAAUCGUACACCAAAAUUGAAUCUACUUUACGACGAUAAAAAUAGAAAUAAAAGAAUAUCAUAAAAAAAAAUAAUUAAAAGAAUAUUAGAAUAAAUAGGUUCGCAUUUAACCUUUGACCCAAGAGAAUCUUGCAAAUAAUAAUUAUAUGUUUAGCAUAUAGUGACUAUGGCAUUUGUAUUAAAAAAGGCCGGUGGCGUGUUCCUACGUUUGAGCAGCGGUUUGCCAGCCACUCGAGGCUCUAUAAAAAUAACACGGGUAUGCAUUGCUAAUUUUUCCAUCAAAGCUGAUAUUCCGCAAGUGGAAGAGGAAGCUGAAAAGUUAAAAACACCAGUAGGCAAUGGUAAAGUGUUCAAGAGCGUAGAGGAAGCUGUGUCCGAUAUACAUAACGGGGCUAAACUUUUGGUUGGUGGAUUCGGUCUCUGUGGCAUUCCAGAGAAUCUAAUAGCAGCCAUAUUAAACAAAGGCUCUAAAGAUCUAACUGUAGUUUCGAACAAUGCUGGAGUAGAAGACUUUGGAUUAGGUAUAUUGUUGAAGGAGCAUAGAAUCAAGAGGAUGAUUGCCUCAUAUGUGGGUGAAAAUCCCGAGUUUGAGAGGCAGUACCUCAGCGGUCAAUUGGAAGUUGAAUUAACGCCGCAGGGCACUUUGGCGGAACGUGUGAGAGCAGGUGGCGCCGGUAUUCCGGCUUUUUACACUCCUACGGCUUUCGGUACUAUUGUGCAAGAAGGCAACGUCAUCCUGAAGUAUGACGAAAAUGGUAACGCCGAGAUCUCGGGCGAGCCAAGGAACGUGAAUCAAUUUAAUGGACGGAACUACAUACUGGAGACAGCCAUCACUGGCGACUUUGCUCUUGUGAAGGCGUGGAAGGCUGACACUGCGGGAAAUCUGAUCUUUCGAAAAUCCGCCAGGAACUUUAAUCCUGUGAUGUGCAAAGCCGCCAAAGUAGCGAUCGUCGAAGUGGAGGAGAUCGUGGAGAUUGGCCAAUUAGAUCCCGACCAGAUCCAUUUGCCCGGCAUUUUCGUGGAUAGGAUCGUAAAAGGACCCUCUUACGAGAAACGAGUCGAGAAACGAUCGACAAGACAAACUAUGAAGCCUAAGAAAGUGACUCCAGCUAGUAAAGCGAGAGAUAGGAUUAUCAGGCGCGCUGCCCUUGAAUUUAAAGAUGGAAUGUAUGCCAAUUUGGGAAUUGGUAUACCCAUGCUCGCUAGUAACUAUAUCCCAAAAGGUGUGAAAGUGACAUUGCAGUCAGAGAAUGGUAUUCUUGGACUGGGUCCUGUCCCAGAGACCGAAGCCGAUGUUGACCCCGAUCUUAUCAAUGCUGGGAAGGAAACUGUAACAGUGCUACCUGGUGCUGCUUACUUUAGCAGCGACGAAAGCUUCGGCAUGAUCAGAGGAGGACACAUUGAUCUGACUAUUCUUGGAGGCAUGCAAGUAUCGGAGAAUGGAGAUUUGGCCAACUGGAUGAUACCAGGUAUGAUGGUAAAGGGCAUGGGUGGUGCUAUGGAUCUGGUAUCUUCGCCAACCACAAAGGUAGUGAUAACUAUGGAGCAUACAGCCCGAGAUGGAAACCCGAAAAUUUUGAAGAAUUGCACUUUGCCUGUCACAGGUCAACAAUGCGUAAAUUUAAUUAUCACAGAUCUAGGAGUAUUUGAAGUAGUACCAGGAGAAGGAUUAAAGCUCAUCGAAAUUGCCCCUAAUAUCGAUAUCAGCGAGAUCGUCAGUUCGACGGGUUGUGAAUUUAGCGUUGUCGACGAUCUUAAGGAGAUGGGACAAGUUGAAGUUGAUGAAUCGUGAAUUGUAAAUAUAUUUCAUAAAUUAUAAAUAAUAAAAAAGUAAGUUUUUGAUUUCUAUUAAUGUCCUUAAAAUUUGUUUCUAUUAAUGUCCUUGUAAUAUUUCUGUUGUUUAUAUAUGCCAAUAUCUCAUGUAAUAUAAUGUAACAUUUAAAUUAUUAGGUAAUUGUUAUAGUUAAUGAAAUUAAAUAACUGUUAUGUUAAUUGCAUUAUUGUACACGAGAGUGAAAUAUUUAAAUGUACAUAUAUGGUUUUCUUUGUAAUUAUAUAUUAUGAAAACGAGAAAUUUAUAUAUACGAUGUGUGUGCCACAUCGUGAGCAAGUAAAGUCACAUUACAUCACGUUGCACAUGCUAUAUUGUAAGUAGCACACAAACAUUACACAUAUAAAUGAAAUAAUGUUUUGUAAUAUAUAUCUUACACAAUAAAAAUUUUUAAUAUUUU
Molecule: messenger RNA, 2311 nt
Organism: Formica exsecta
Lineage: Eukaryota; Metazoa; Arthropoda; Insecta; Hymenoptera; Formicidae
Gene: SCOT
Product: probable succinyl-CoA:3-ketoacid coenzyme A transferase, mitochondrial
Exons: 7
Coding region: 247-1872 (541 amino acids)
Biological process (GO): ketone body catabolic process
Molecular function (GO): CoA-transferase activity
Source: RefSeq, a predicted model, not a curated record